Messenger RNA from Malurus melanocephalus (red-backed fairy wren), 4099 nucleotides. It is a transcript of the gene NSL1, whose product is annotated as NSL1 component of MIS12 kinetochore complex. Gene Ontology annotation, biological process: mitotic sister chromatid segregation. The transcript is spliced from 6 exons. Lineage: Eukaryota; Metazoa; Chordata; Aves; Passeriformes; Maluridae. Gene Ontology annotation, cellular component: kinetochore; MIS12/MIND type complex. The record is from RefSeq and is a predicted model, not a curated record. The coding region runs from base 1 to 918 and encodes 305 amino acids.
AUGCCGCGCUCGGCGGGAAGGCACCGCGCACCCGCGGGUUCCGCUUCCGGGCCGGCAUUUUCCCCGCGUCCCAGGCGGGAAAUGGCGGCGGCGCCACCGCCGGGGCCGGGGCCGGGGCCGGGGAUAGAGCCAGAGCCAGAGCCGGGCCCGGGCUCGGAGGGCACGGCUCGAAGGGACCCGCGGGUGCGCUGCUGCUCGCGGCGCGGGGUGGGCGCGGUGCUGGAGCUGUGCGCGCCCUUCGUGCGGGCCCUGRCGCAGGGACAGCCCGGCGGGGCCGCGGCCGAGGCGGACGCGCUCUGGAACUUCGAGACAGCGGUGCGGGAGAAUGUUACCAUUAACGGGCAGCCCUGGGAGGAGGCCUCGGAUGACUCCGAGCUGCAGAGCGGUUCCAACAUUAAAAUUCUUGAGGAUCAGUUUGAUGAACUAAUAGUAGAGACAGCAUCUAGGCGUCAAAUGUGGCCUAAAAAGAUCCUGGUGCAUGUUGUCCAAACACUGAAAGCAGAGCAAGAGAUGUUGAAGCUCUACCAGCCUGUGGUAAAACCAGCAGAGAGAAAAUCUCCACCUUCUCAAGAUGCUUCUAUUGCGGAUCUGAAGCAGGCGACAGAAGUGGCAUCCAAACAGAUCAGCGAAGCAAUGCAGUCUAUUCCAGCACUCAUAGAAAAAGCAGAAGGUUUUUCCCAAGCGUUAACUUGGCAACCAACCUUGGAACUCUGCAAGCUGCGGCAAGAAGUCUUUUCYGGUUGCAAGGCGAAGGAGGAAAACAAUGCUCAAGAUUCAGUAGCACCAGGAGAAGUCACACCAACAGAAACUGUUACCAGUAAAAAUCCUUAUGUUUUACUAAAAAAAAGAAAAGUUGCGGCUUCCCCCAAAAGAAAGCACUACCCAAUACGACGGAGGAAGAUUACUCUCAGCACGUGAAUUUCUCAAUUUCGCUUUUCAGAUUGGAAUCUCAGUUAUACUUUUGUUCUGUGUGUUCCAUCUUUUUCCUCAGAACUCAUCUCCCCUCAGUGCUGUACAUGGGAGCUUCCUUAAUUAGUGUUUGAUCCUUUUAAAUAUUUCUGUUUUUACUGUCAUGCUGAUGGUAUAUGAAAUCCUAUACAUACCAGUAGCAUCCAAUAUCCAGCAAGUAUAUUUGCCRUUUAACUCAUUUUUUGCUCUUAUGUUGCAGUUUUUAGCUUGAGUCCUUGUGCUUCUCAGAGUUUGUGGGCAUGCUUUAUGUGUGUGGGCAGUCUUUUAGGAAACCACUAACUGCUCAUUUACCUUCAGCAUAUCUCUAAAGAGGUUAGAGAGUGUCUAGUUUCCUAAUKCAACUUCAUUAAUUACUCAGGCAGGUGGCUUUUAUUUUAAUAAGUAAAUUKGCACUGCAGCAUAUUGAAAACACCGGAUUUGAUGCGAUGUUAAAGUUUCAGGAAAAUCCAUGCACAAAUGUGACAUUGGUCCCUGCAAUUCUACCUUUCCUGAAUGCAGGUCAGGCAYGAUUAUUUAUAGGCAUGAUUGUUGAAACUUGGAUUUUUAGUAAUUGUAUGUAUUUACUUGCAGUGUGCUCUUCUGAACAGGAAUUCAACCAUCAGCAUCUUAGGGUCUGAUAUUUCAUUUCAUGUAAUCCAAUUAUGCASCUCAGGGGUUUCCUGGACAGUAUUUCCACACAUGACAGGAUCUUGAUUUCGUCUGUGUUUGCAUUUGUGUCGUUUGACUAAACUUUAAAGAUCAGUACAGGCUACCAGUAAAUGGUAUUCACUUGAGUUAGCUUAACUUCUGUUUUCUUUACUCAUUAGUACCUGGAGGAUUUCACAGUACUACUAAAUUGAGCAUUGUGCCUUAACCAUUUAUAACUUUUUCUAGUUUAUGGUUGCAUGUGCCUGCAGUAAAUACUUAUGUCUAGUAUGUAAUGUAUUUCUUACACAGUAAAUGGAAGGGGGGUUUUAGAAGCUUUAUUAAUGACUUAUUUGGUGCUAAGAACACAGGUCCAACCUAAUGUCUAGGAGACUGAAGAUUCUMAAGAAAAUAGAUUUUAGCAUCAUUUAUUUUGUAAAAGUGAGCAUCUGUACCRAGACUUUGUAUAUGUAAUCAUAUGUAAAUAUUUUUCCUGUCCUUGUAUAUACAAAUGUGUGUUUUUAUAUGAAGUAAAUUAAAUCGAUUAAGGAAGAUGAAAGCUUCAGAUAAUAUUGUGAGUUCUAAUCCUGGACUGGAUGGAGGCUGAGCAGUGAGCAUAAUUCAGAAGACAUCUGUGUUAAAUUCUAGCUGGAGUAACUGAAGUAGUUCCAUUUACUGCCUUUGAACUUGCAACUGUUAUUAAUCUCGGAGCUACAAAGCUCGUGUAAGAGAGGACAGGAUGUGAGAGGGACUGGAGCUGCAGAGCUGUGGAACGUGUGGCUGAGGCAGCUUCUCACACAGCCACUUGCUAUUUUGAGUGCCUGUGCUCUGUGCGGUGUUGAAAAUCCUCACUACGGCUUUCUUCAUAGAUCUUGAGUGUUGCUAGGCUAAGGUGAGCCCUGCAAGAUUCUGCAUGGCUACUAUCACAGUAUUUGGACAUUUUCUCUGUUAGUAGGAAGAUUCUAUUAGGAGGAAUAUUCUCUGCAAAUGAUAGGCAAGUACAGAAAAUAGCUAGGAAUAGGUGAAUCUCUGAAGAAGUGUUAUCAGUAAUGGCUGGGGUAGGACAAAUGCCAAAAGAAAUAAGAAGGGAAAACACUGAUUUAAUAAAUAAAUUAAUAGAAUCACACUACAGURCUUGUUUCUAUUUAGAGACUGAGGGAUAGCUGACCUGCACASGGUUUGUAGUAAGUGGGAAUGGAUGCCCUGAGCCAGAACAGUUGGUCUUUGUUCCAUGGCUCUUGUUUCAACUGCAACUGGGUGGCAAAAGACAAAUGCAUCUGGAAAUGCUGGCCAARUGGAUUGUGUAAAGAAGAUAAAGCAAUGAGGAUUCCAAGUGCGGCAUAUAAACUAGGAAUUAAAAAAAUCUCUGAUGGUUACUUUUGGCCAUCAGCACUGGAAGGUCAGAGGACAUCCCUUUAAAUGCAAGUUCUAUGAUAAGCUAAACAACACUUAAGUGUUCAGCAGUUUUUCAAAUACUUAWUAAAAAUUACUACAGCUAGUGAUACCUGCAAUAUACUAGUUGUUCUUCCUAUUGGUAGAAAUAUAUAAAACACUUCAUUUUCCCCCAUUCCAGUAGCCUUCUGUCCUUCAGUUAACUUUUCAUAGGAAUUGGCAGUGUUGUGCAAGACAUGUCUAAUCAGGCUUCUACUGAAAUGUCACAACAGCCAAACUUCUUAUUUUUAACUUGGGGCGAAUUGGUAUUGCAUCAAGAAAUGUCUGGUAGUUUUUCUUUAUAUAGCCUUUGAAUUUUGUAAGCUCAACAGUGAUGGAUGCUUGGGUUCAUUUGCAAACAGUUUGAAUUUCUUGGCUUUAGGGGCGAGAUGGAACAUCUCGCUGUUACUGUGUACUGUCUGCAAAGUGCUUAUUGCUCCUGAGGUUGGGCCGUCCCCGGCCGAGAAAAACUUGCAAAUUGGAGCAACAUCCAUGCAGGCUUUUGCUGUGUGUACUUUCUGAACAAAGGGGAUUGCAAACUGUAAUGGAGAGCACCUCUUCUGGAAAUCUGCCCAUGGACUCUGACAUCUGUUUGGAAGCCGGGGUGCUCUUGAGACCCAGUUCUGACAUGUGCCAUUCUCUAGAAGAGCUGUGCUGUGCUAAGUUGUGAUCGGAGACUCCAGUCUGCAUGUGUGUAGGCUGCUUCAGGACAGACAAACAUCACUGAUAAACUGCCAUUAUAAAAUGUAAGCACAGCUGACUUACAGAAAGAAAUUUAUUUCUGGGCUGGUCUUGUCUCCUGCACAGAAAUGCUCUGCCUUCACUUCUGCACUACCUGGAAUUACUGUGUGGGCAUUUCUACAGAUGUACCAGAGAUAGCUUUAAUACUAAGUAGAAACUUGUUCCCACAAGCAAAUUUUGACUUGUCAUUUCCUUUGUCAUUUGUUCUGAACAAGAACACUAUUCAGGCUCAARGGGACUGUCCCCUGGCUUGUCCCAUGCUUAUGUUAUCCUGGAAACCUUAUUCUGCAGCUGCCAGGAAUCAUUCAGUGACGUAGAUAUUUGUUCAGGACUA